This is a messenger RNA of Chlorella variabilis, 723 nucleotides long. RefSeq lists its product as hypothetical. Gene Ontology annotation, cellular component: plasma membrane. Gene Ontology annotation, molecular function: acetate:proton symporter activity. The transcript is spliced from 4 exons. The coding region runs from base 1 to 723 and encodes 240 amino acids. The record is from RefSeq and is a predicted model, not a curated record. Gene Ontology annotation, biological process: acetate transmembrane transport; succinate transmembrane transport. Lineage: Eukaryota; Viridiplantae; Chlorophyta; Trebouxiophyceae; Chlorellales; Chlorellaceae.
AUGUCUCAGGCCGACAGCAUCGCGCUGCUGGCUCAGCGCCUGCAGGCACUGUCGGAGGAUGGCAUCAAGGUCAAUCCCGCCACAGCCAACCCGGCCCCGCUGGGCCUGUACGGCUUCGCCCUCACCACCGCCCUGCUCCAGGGCCAGAAGUCGGGCCUGACCGAGCCCAACACCGGCCAGCUGGCCAUGGGCUUUGGCUUCUUCUUCGGCGGCCUGGCCCAGUUCUGCGCCGGCCUGCUCGAGUACCAGCGCCGCAACACCUUUGGCACAGUGGCCUUCUGCUGCUACGGCGCCUUUUGGAUGUCGCUGGCCAUCUACCAGACCCUGGUUGCCGCCCAAGUGUUUGCCCCCGUCCCCGUGGAGGGCGACCGCCUGAUGCUGACGCUGUGGGGCAUCCUGACCUUCCUGCUCUGGCUGUGCACCUUCCACACCAACCUGGUCACCAGCUGGCUCUUCCUCUCCCUGGCCCUGCUCUUCUGGUUUCUGGCCGGCGGCGUGGGCUCCGGCGACGAGCGCACCACCCUGACCAAGUUUGCGGGCGGCUGGGGCUUCAUGGUGGCCGCCGUGGCAUUCUACGACGGCACCGCGGCGCUGAUGAAGGAUGUGUACGGCAAGCAGAUCCUGCCCGUCUUCCCGCUCAAGCCCGUCAACAAGGUCAGCCUGGGCGACUUUGGCACCAAGCGCUUUGUGGACCCCGAGGUGGGGGAGGCCGCCAAGGCGUGA